This is a messenger RNA of Syngnathoides biaculeatus (alligator pipefish), 1274 nucleotides long. RefSeq lists its product as uncharacterized. The record is from RefSeq and is a predicted model, not a curated record. The coding region runs from base 1 to 942 and encodes 313 amino acids. NCBI's taxonomy places the organism in Eukaryota, Metazoa, Chordata, Actinopteri, Syngnathiformes, Syngnathidae. Gene Ontology annotation, cellular component: membrane. The transcript is spliced from 8 exons.
AUGCAACACGCGCAAGCCCGCGCACGCCCAAACGCCGACGCCGAGCUUCCUCUUUGCCGGGCUGGCUUCCACCUCGGCCGUGCUGACAUGCGAGGCUACCGCGCUGUCAAGUACUUCCUGUUCAUCUUCUGCUACGUCUUCUGGGUGCUGAGCGCCAUCCUGAUUGUGGUGGGAGUUUACGCCAAAGUCGCCAAGGAGAAAGAUGUUGUGGACACUUUGGCGUUGGACCCGGCCCUGCUCUUCACGCUGAUCGGCUCCCUGAGUUUCUUCGUCACGUUCCUGGGAUGUUUCGGCGCACUGCGUAACGGCGCUCGCCUGCUCAAGACGUUUGCGUCCAUCGUGGCCGCGCUGCUCCUCCUGCAGCUGACGGCGGGGAUUGCGGGCUACCUCUUCAGCGACGUGGCGAUCGAGCGGACGGAGCGAUUGAUGAUGAAAAGCGUCGUCCGCUAUCGGGAGGAUCGCGACUUGGAGAACGCCAUCGACUUUGUCCAGAAGAAGUUCCGGUGCUGCGGCGUGGGCGGCUACAAGGAUUGGUCCAAGAACGUCUACUUCGAGUGUUCCGACUCCAAUCCCAGCUCGGAGGCCUGCGGGGUCCCCUUCUCCUGCUGCGUCGGCCCCGGCAACCGGACGGUGCCCAACACCAUGUGCGGUUUCGGGGCGCAGCGGCGGGACGGGACUCGGGCCUCGCGGGACGUCUUCCUGGCGGGAUGUCUGGACGAGAUUGUGCAGUGGCUCAACCGAAACGUCAGGACGGUGGCGGGACUCGCCGGCGGACUGCUGCUUCUCGAGGCGUGCGUGAUGUCGUUGGCGGUGGCUCAGGCGUGCUGGAUCAACAAAGUUCGGCAACGACAGAAGGCGGCGGCGGCACGAGCGAGCAGGAGCGCGUCGCACAACAAAGACCAGGUGUGGUUUCCCGCCUUCGCCGGCUUUGACGACCAAUGAGACGACGUCCCGACCGAGAACCCGUUUCCACGGUGACCGCUGAGCUGCGCGCGCACCCAAACAACUCGAAAGCCCAACGCUAACUUUGCACACAAAUUGCUGCACGGGACACUUCACAUAAUACCGUGAAAAAGUUGAAGGCCAAAGAAUUAAAAAAAAAAAUUGCUUUGAAGAUGAGAUUUCUUGUUCUUCUCUGAAGACGCGACAAAGAAUGGAAUUCACGGCAAUGUUGAACGCACUAUAAAAGGCGCCGAAGUGGACCGCGGAGCAUCCUGACGCCGCAACAAAAGUCCGGAACGCUGACGCUCGGCUCGCCCUCUCGAUGAGAAGCU